AGGCAAUGCUUUCCCCUCUUCCUGAGGAUGGGGUGAGCGUCCUACACACACUGACCACUAGGUGCGGUUUCAAUCAAAGAUAGUUAGACAGGUAUCCUUGGGCAAUGCUUUCCCCUCUUCCAGAGGAUGGGGUGAGCGUCCUACACACACUGACCACUAGGUGCGGUUUCAAUCAAAGAUAGUUAGACAGGUAUCCUUGGGCAAUGCUUUCCCCUCUUCCUGCCGCUAGGCUCAGCUUCAAUCACAAUAGGAAUGAGCAGAGCUUUCUCUUCUCUUCCGAAGACCCUUCAAAAGAGAGGACAAGGCAGGUCUCUCAUAUACCGACCAAUGGUGUGCAGAACAUACUGGGUGACACCCUCCGAAACCCAGGGACACCUGGAUAUCGGCUUAUCAGCAGAGUGGCAACAAAGAGUGUUAGAGAAUUUGAAUACAAUGGUGUAUCAAUGAGGACAGAGGUGCCUGGCCCCAAGUCUAGGCAGCUAACAAGGCAACUGGGACAGAUUCAGAAUGUCACAACGGUGAACUUUUGUGAUUAUGAAGAGAGUCAGGGUAAUUACCUGGUGGAUGUGGAUGGAAAACGGAUGCUGGAUGUGUACAUGCAGAUCACCUCAAUCCCCAUCGGAUACAAUCAUCCAGCACUACUGUUAGUACUGACAAACCCCCAUAAUCUGGGUGCCUUUGUAAACCGGCCAGCUCUUGGGGUGCUACCUCCUCAGUACCUUCCAGAUAAGCUGACUGAGGGCCUGCUUUCAGUUGCCCCAAAAGGGAUGAGUCGAGUUCAGACCAUGUCCUGUGGCUCCUGCUCCAAUGAAAAUGCCUACAAAGCCAUAUUCAUUUGGUACCAGAAAAAACAAAGGGGAAACAACGAGCCAACGCCAGAAGAGUUGAACUCAAGUGUGAUCAAUCAGGCUGUCUGUCCACGACGCACACGAAGGCUAUCCAGAGGCUGGAUGCCCCUUCCUUUGAUUGGCCGAUCGCGCCUCUCCCCAAACUGCAGUACCCCCUGGAAGAGUUUGUCAGAGAAAGUGCGCAAGAAGAAGCCCGAUGCCUAGAAGAGGUUAAAAUGAUUACAUUCAGCACUAGGCCUAUGUGCAAGAUAUUUAGAGAAACUGAAACUGCAUUUGGGGUACAACUGUAUGGAGGCACAUGUCAGUCAGUCUUGUUAGUUUUUACUUUUAUCAUGUACAAGUUGUCUGCUGUAUUUCCCAUCACGCCGUUACCCUCACACCCUUAGUGCCGCCAGGGGUCAGGUGACCUUCUGUGCCAUUGAUGUCAAAGAUGAGGCCACACGAAACAGCCUCAUUCUCAAAGCUAGGAACAGGGGUAAGGACUGCAGACAUCUGCAAUGUUCGAGGUCUUAUGCUAAACUUUCUGGAUAAAAAUGAAUCAUUUAUUAAUAAAGACAAAUGUAUUAUAAAGUACAUUUGAAUUGUAGAACUAAGUAACAAUGUUUAUAGUACAGGUACUAUUUUAAUGUAUGCUCUACAGGUUUGGGCAUUUCAGGUCCAGAAGCUACAAAUCCAGACCAAGAUUUUGUUUCUACCAAUCAGUUGAACAUAAAGUCAUAUAGUCACAAAGUACUCAACUGGUUGGUAUGAACAAAAUCUUGGUCUGCAUUUGUGGAUUCUGGACCUGAAAUGCCCAUCACGGAUGCUCCGUUUGCUCAUUAAAUGGAAGCAUGAUUUAUUUCACUGUUUAAUUAA
Molecule: messenger RNA, 1703 nt
Organism: Paramormyrops kingsleyae
Lineage: Eukaryota; Metazoa; Chordata; Actinopteri; Osteoglossiformes; Mormyridae
Product: 4-aminobutyrate aminotransferase, mitochondrial-like
Biological process (GO): GABA catabolic process
Cellular component (GO): mitochondrion
Molecular function (GO): transaminase activity; pyridoxal phosphate binding
Source: RefSeq, a predicted model, not a curated record